Messenger RNA from Pseudovirgaria hyperparasitica, 1795 nucleotides. RefSeq names its product amino acid transporter. Gene Ontology annotation, biological process: amino acid transmembrane transport. Gene Ontology annotation, molecular function: L-amino acid transmembrane transporter activity. The coding region runs from base 49 to 1599 and encodes 516 amino acids. Gene Ontology annotation, cellular component: membrane. The transcript is spliced from 2 exons. The record is from RefSeq and is a predicted model, not a curated record. NCBI's taxonomy places the organism in Eukaryota, Fungi, Ascomycota, Dothideomycetes, Acrospermales, Acrospermaceae.
ACUACAUUCCUUCCACAAACAGCCAACGCUAUACAACAAAAACAACAAAUGCCGGAUAAUAGCUCCGACCAGGCGCAGCCGCUGCUACAAGAUGACACUGGCCAUAUAGCUUCUUACGGGGGUGAAGCAAACGUCGAAAGUCAGCGCCUCAGCACAUUUGCAAAGAACCUCUCUGCACGCGAUGCUUACGCCGUUCUCAUCUCGAUCAUCAUUGGCUCCGGUGUCUUCACAUCGCCAGGCUCUAUCGACUCUAAUGUUCCCUCACCAGGAGUAGGAUUGCUGGUAUGGCUUGUUGGUGGCCUUCUUGCCUGGACUGGCGCCGCCACGAUGGCAGAGCUCGGGACUGCAAUUCCAGGAGAAGGAGGCAUCCAGCCUUAUCUUACGCGUGCGUACGGCGAGGUAUUCGGAUUUCUAGCUGCUUGGACUUGGAUCGUCGCCCUUAUGCCGGCUACUUUGGCCAUUCUUAGCAUUGCUUUCGUCGACACCAUAUCAUCAUUUGCUGGAGUUACGGGAGGCUCGCACAUGUGGGCACACAAAGGCUUCUCUAUCAUGGUACUUUUUGUCGUGACAGGAGCAAAUUGUAUCAGUACAAAAACAAGUACACGGCUUGGAUCUUUCUUUGUCGUCAUCAAGCUGCUUUCGAUUGCUCUAUUGGUGCUGGCCGGUAUAUCAGUCGUUGGAGUAUAUAGUGCUCAGAGCCAUCAUGACAUUGGCGGCGGUGACUGGCACUCUAGGGGAUGGUUUGGUCCUCGAGAUACAGUCCAAAGAGACGGAACCAAAAUUGACUGGACAACCCUGGGCCAAUGGCAGAGGCUAGGGCACUACUCUGCGGCUCUCUACGGCGCACUAUGGGCAUACUCUGGCUGGGACAAGGCUAAUUAUGUUGCUGCAGAACUCUCAUCACCAUCUCAGCAACUUCCUCUUUCAAUCAAUACUGCUAUACCAACCAUAAUAUUGAGCUACGUCCUCUCGAAUGCGGUUUACUACAUCCUUCUACCCUGGAGUGUUGUCUCAACGACCGAUAGCGUUGCAGUGACGGCAAUCAUGCGUGUUCUCGGGUCUGCAGCUGCUAUAGUGGCAGUUGUCAUGAUAUGUCUUGUGAUCGCUGGUUCACUGCUCGGCAAUUCAUUCGUUACUGGCCGCAUGACUGUCUCCGCUGCCAACAAAUCCUGGCUGCCUGAAGAUCUAGGUGUAGUUGGCAGGGUUGGACGAAAGCGCAAUGUCACAGGGACAAGCAACUCCGAUGUGCUUGCUCCCAGGGAUACUCCAAUCAAUGCACUUGUUCUGUCUGCGAUCAUCUCCGCAAUCUACAUCCUUGUAGGUGACUUUCGAGUUCUCCUUACUUUCAAUGGCCUUGGAGAGUACACCUUUUUCCUUCUAGCUGUGCUUGGAAAUGUUAUUCUUCGAUGGAAGGAGCCGGAUCUGCCUCGCCCGUAUAAGCCCUUCAUUGGAGUCCCUAUAUUAUUCGCUGUAAUUUGUGCUUUUAUGGUCGUUCGGGGAGCGAUUUUUGCUCCAGUCCCGGCAGCGAUUUUGAUAGGUAUUUGGAGUCUCGGAUAUGGGUUUUACCUAGCUAUGAAACGGUCUGUAGAAAGAGCAUGAGUCAGGCAACAGGUAGUAGCAUCGUUAGAAAGAGUCAGAAAUGUUGCACGAUUCCCCAUCAGCUCCAUGCUGUCUUGCUUAGGUUCUGUAUCUUCUUUCCCGCGGUUCUCUGACCUUCAAGAGUGCACACAAACUUCUUUCACUUAGCGAGGUGUUCUAAUAAGGGAUGGACUAGACCACCUAAUCUGAAUGGAAC